AUGUACGAAUCGUGGUUUACAUAUCCGCUCACUAGACCCUAUCCUUUUCGGUGGUUCACUCCAGUCGUAAUAGUGGGAGGUGUUGCUCUCGCUAUACUGUUCUCAUUCGUCAAUAUAGCUUCGAAUGGACACUUUCUGAAGCCCGUAUAUACCGAAAACCCGAAUACCACCCUAGCCUCAAGUCUGCGGUGGUAUAUGAAACCUCCUUUCAACUGGGAUACAACGUUCAAGGCACAGUGCCAGUCAAGCAUUAUUUCUGUUGGUGAUAGGCUCUUUAGUUCUUCCCUGGGGCUCCAGUAUGAAGUCCAAUCUGUUGUCAGGGAAAGUGACCAACUCACGUUGCCAUCUGUUGCCUACUUGAAUAAUCCACUUGAAGAUUGCUUUCUCCAGAGCUCGGCGCUCGAGCUUCAGAAAGUUGAUAGGGCGAAGCAACCUUCUUGGUGGAUGUCUUGGACAACAUCCAAAGCAUCAGCCUUGGCGUCCUGUAGGAUCACAACAGAUCAAGGAGGUGUCAACCUCACGCUCGCACUACAGUUUACUGGCGGCGAAGUGUCUAUUAUUAAUAAUAAUACCUCCACGCAUGCCAGUACUUGGUGGGGCCAGAUGCUGAUCAGGAAUUACUUUUGGGGUGUUGUGCUCCUAAUGUCCCAGAUAGACAUUCCUGAAGGAGUUGGAGAUUACAUCUCGAUUGGGCGAAUCAAUUAUAUAAGAAAUCAAUCUGAGACGGACGACAAUCAUUGGUUUGUUUCGGAUGCCUCCUCCAUCAUUAACACUGAGCAAGAUAUUUUCAUACCCGUGAAGGACGAAGGGCGCCAUUAUACUAGGCUUCUACAAUCCCUAGCAUCAUUAGAUAUGGGCAACUGCCAGUCUCCCAAUCUUCUUCUAGACCAGGAGAAUCUAAAAUAUGCCAUCAUUGAUUUGAACAGUACGAGUCGGAGACCAGGCGGGCUUCUUUACGACAAGGCGGAGGAUAUGCUUAAUCCCACUCGAGCGGUGCAGAUUGGUUAUCCCGACAACCCAGACGAACUGAUAUUUCUCAGCGAGGCAUACGACAAGAUAUCUCCCAAAAUGGGAGGUCUUGAGUGCAGCAAUGCAACCAUUGUGAAGCAAUACCUGUGCUCGGUCCCCCAUCAAAAAGCCACCGGCACGAUGCUGGUAUCCAUCCUGUUGACAAACUUAGUCUUCCUGCAAGCGGCAUGGAAGCUUCUGAACCUGAUCUCUGAAGGUAUCAUGUGGAAAACAGGAUCUCGUGUGGAUAUUUGUCAGGGCUGUAUGAACAGGGGUUACCGGGAUGUUCAACCAGAUGGGCUAGAACUAUGCGACAUGCCAAUGGCUGGGGAAAGAAAUACAACGUUACCUGGGGAUGAAAGCUCGCAGAACUUGUUACAAGAUCGAGAGGGGGAGAACACCAAGCCCACCUCUGUAGUAUCCGUUGUUUAG
Messenger RNA from Clonostachys rhizophaga, 1440 nucleotides. The record is from the annotation of a GenBank genome assembly. NCBI's taxonomy places the organism in Eukaryota, Fungi, Ascomycota, Sordariomycetes, Hypocreales, Bionectriaceae.